This is a messenger RNA of Stomoxys calcitrans (stable fly), 3548 nucleotides long. RefSeq names its product putative sodium-dependent multivitamin transporter. The transcript is spliced from 3 exons. The record is from RefSeq and is a predicted model, not a curated record. Gene Ontology annotation, molecular function: symporter activity. NCBI's taxonomy places the organism in Eukaryota, Metazoa, Arthropoda, Insecta, Diptera, Muscidae. The coding region runs from base 1101 to 2891 and encodes 596 amino acids. Gene Ontology annotation, cellular component: membrane. Gene Ontology annotation, biological process: sodium ion transport; transmembrane transport.
AUGUGGCAGCAUGUGCAAAGAGAAAAUAUCGAACCAUACAUUUAUUUCUUAGUUGUCAUUGAGAGUUAUGUAUUAAUUUUGCGUGCUGCAAUAUUAAAUCGAAAAUAAUUACUGGAAUAUAAAAAUCGAAUGAUUGAGUAGAUUAAUGAUGGAAACUUUCCGUUCGUGAGAACUUUUUACUUGAAAAAUAAUAUGCAAUUUUGUUAACUCGUACUUUUGUUUAUAAAUACAUAUCUACUCGGUUAAUGUUCUAUAGGUACGCGGCGUUGAAAAAAUUCAAAAGCGCCUGCGCCGUAUUUUUCGUUUCGGUAGAGCCAAAGUGAACAAACAUUCUAAACAAAUGCAAUUGUGUAAUGACAACAAAACAAAAACUAAACCACCAUUGACAGUUAACACGUGAUAACAGCGCGAAAACAGAGAUACCCCUUGUAACGGCUUUACAACUACAACAAAGAUCCUCGAAAUGUUUUCCCGAAAGUUAAACGUGUGGCCAUCGUUAACAUCACAAUGCAGGGGAAAUUCAAUUAAUAAAGCAAUGCAAUAAUCUAACGAUAAUCAAUUAAAAAGUGUAGAAAUUGCGCAGAUUAUAAUCAUGUAGUAAUUUAUUCAAGUCAUUGGAAAAUAUUUAAAAUUCAAGUGUUCAGUGAUAGCACAAAGCAAUAUUUCAAACCCAAUAUGGGUUAUUAAAAGUUGAAGCUCUAUAAAGCGCAGUGAAAUAGUUUAGAUUUUAACAUGUGCUGUUUUAAAACAUUUAAACUUUUUAUAGUUACUUUCAUAAUCUUUUUUUUUUGCAAACAAUUUUUAACACGGAAGCUCUUUUUGCUUCAAUUCUGUUUACAAGCUAAGAUGAAUCUAAAUAAACCGCCCUCAAAAUCCAUGACGACAUCAUUUUUAAAUGCACACCAAUGACCAAAUGUUCCUGUAUCAAUAAUGCCGUCGUAUAUAGAGUGACCAUGAAACGAUUUUAAUUUAAGAUUUUCCUCAUUGCCUUUAUCUUCACCAUCAUAUCCAUCUCCACUACAGUACAACUGUAAAGGCGGAAACGCCAUAAUUUCUAUAACUUUAGACACUUGAAUUAUUCCUCUCACCCACCCAACACCAUGAGUAAUUUUGAUGCCUGGGAUUAUGCGGUGCUAAUCACCAUAUUGAUAAUAUCGGCCAUGAUUGGCAUAUACUAUCGCUUGUCCGGAGGCAAACAAAGAACCACCAAAGAAUAUCUGAUGGCGGAUCAAAGUAUGUCGGCGCUGCCGGUGUCAUUCAGUCUAAUGGCCAGUUUUAUGUCGGCCGUAACGCUUUUGGGUGUCUCAAACGAGAGCUAUGUAUACGGCUGCAUGUUUGCAGUGAUUAAUAUUUCCUACGUCAUAAGUACACCCAUAGCUGCUUAUCUUUUUCUACCGGUUUUCUAUCGCAUGAGGACCACCAGUGUCUAUGAAUAUCUGGAGAGGCGUUUUGGUCACAGCAUGCGUAUGGCUGCCUCAGUGGCCUAUUCCAUACAGAUGAUUUUAUAUAUGGGUAUUGUGCUGUAUGCCCCAGCCCUAGCAUUGGAAGCAGUUACUGGUAUAAGCAAGGUUGCAGCUAUUCUGGCUAUAGGUGUUGUAUGCACCUUUUAUUCUACGGUGGGUGGUAUGAAAGCCGUACUCAUUACAGAUGUCUUUCAAUCCAUACUAAUGUUUGCUGCCAUUUAUGCGGUGAUUAUUGUAUCGGCCAUUAAGGCAGGUGGUCUUAAGGAGAUAUGGUCUGUGGCUGCUGAAAAUGAGCGUUUAAAUUUUGAUGAUUUCUCAGUGGAUCCCACAGUACGUCACACAUGGUGGAGUCUGAUAAUAGGAGGCAUGGUUACUUAUCUCUCUCUGUAUGGAGUAAAUCAAACUCAAGUGCAGCGUUUACUUAGUGUAAAGGAUUUAAAAAGUGCCCAGACGGCAUUAUGGUGGAAUCUACCUAUAUUGUGCUGUUUAAGUUUUAGUACCUUGUUUAGUGGUUUGGCCUUGUAUUACUACUAUCUGAAAUGUGAUCCACUUUUGGGAGGACGUAUCAAGUCCAGAGAUCAGCUGAUGCCUUUAUUUGCUGUUGAUACAAUGGGUGAAUAUCCAGGAUUAUGCGGCCUAUUCGUUUCCGGCAUUUUUUCGGCCAGUCUCUCUACUGUUUCAUCAUCGGUUAGUUCUUUAUCGGCGGUAACCCUGGAGGAUUAUCUGAAACCACUCUACAAGAAAAUUUUCAACAAAACAAUGACUGAUUCCAGUACAACACUACCAUCUAAAAUUAUAGCCUGCAUUUAUGGCGUUGUGUGCAUAGCUCUGGCAUUUAGUGUGGGUUCCAUGGGUAGCGGUGUUUUACAAGCAUCCCUCACCAUAUUCGGUGUGGUUGGGGGUCCCUUGUUGGCUGUCUUCACACUGGGUGUGGGCACCACCAAGGCCAACCAACGAGGGGUUCUAAUAGGCCUGCUGCUGGGCUUGAUGUUUUCAUUUUGGAUAGGUUUUGGAGGUCCUAAGCCCCCUCCAAAACCUUUGCCCUUGGCCAAUGAAGGCUGCAACUCCACCCUAGUGGCACCAUCUUUAAGUCUAAUGCAGGAAAUGUUUAAUGAAACAUUAGCUGCCACCACACCAGUCAAUAGUCCAGCGGAACAGGAAUAUUUCUGGCUGUAUCGUCUUUCCUAUCUGUGGUUCUCAGUUUUGGGCUUCAUCAUAACUUUAACCGUAGGCUAUGCCAGCAGUUGGCUGCUGGAACAUUUCCAAUUGGCUGAUAAUUCUCAAAUAUAUUUAGACACCUCACUGAAACAGAUCGACUAUGAUCUGUUUGCUCCACCCUUGUCACGUAGACUGCGCGAGCGUGAUGCCAACGAUGAGCUCAGCAAAUUAAACUAUUGUGAAAACACCAUGGUCAUGGUACUGGGAUAACCAAACACCCGGCUGCCAUUUGCCAUAAUUAUGUACAUAAUGUUGUAUGUUAGUUGUUAGUGUUGGGCGGGAAACUAGAAACUAUUUGUAAUAUUGUUUAUUAUUAUAGUUACUAUUAUUAAUAUUUUAUAGAAAAAAUCUUAAGGACCAUAACUAAAACAAUAAGAACCACCUUUUCCCAUUUAUGUACAAUUUAAGAAUUUAUUUAUGAAACGCUUUUUUAUUUAAAUUUAAUUUUUAAGUUCAAAUCAAAGGUUAUCAUCCUAAUUAUCAUCGAGUAAUUUAGCUGCGCAUAUAUUCACGUAUGUACAUACAUAAGUAUAACAAAUAUUUUCUUUUUUUAUUGUGUUUUUUGUUUUGAUUUUUUUAAAGUAUUCAUUGUUUUUUAUUUAGAUGAGCUUUAAAAGCUUGAAUUCUGCCUUAAAUCGAAAUACAAAAGAUAUGAAGUCUUUAUUUUGGAAAAAAAUAUAUAUAAACAUAUAUACACACACAUUUUUUUUUUGCAUUUUUAUUUAAUGGUGUUUUCUUUUUAAUUGUAUUUAAAAUCUUUAUUUUUUUAAUUUUUUAUUAAUGAGAGUUGCUAACGUUGAGGUUUCUGAGCUUUAAAACGAUGCUAAAUUUGAAUUGUAAUUUAAGAAUUUGGAAAAAAUUUAAAAA